GGUCGGUGUGCGACCUGUGGAAACGUGCCUGCUUGCAACCCGUACUGUUCGUUCCUGGAAAAAUGCGGCACACCAAAAGAGUUGAAGAACCGGUACGUGUGGACUUCUACCAUAAAUUUAAGCGCAACAGAAUUUAACAAGAUAUGAACAUACGCGUUUCAUUGUG
Amoebophrya sp. A120 is the source of this 166-nucleotide messenger RNA. The record is from the annotation of a GenBank genome assembly. NCBI's taxonomy places the organism in Eukaryota, Dinophyceae, Syndiniales, Amoebophryaceae.